AUGGCUUCUGUUCCUGUUCGGAAUGCUGGGUCACCUAACGCACUGCCAUACCUCAUAAAUCACUUCACCAGCUAUGCGUGCAAGACUCUCUCCUCCCACACGGGGCAGGUGAUCCUACACAGCAAGGUGCCUGAGAUGCUACUACGACAUAAGUUUCUCCUCCACACAGUACUCGCGUUUUCGGCCAGUCAUCUCGACUAUCUGGGCAGCGGGCCAUCGUCGAUCAAACGCAUGACAAAGACAGCGGCGUACCACAGUCAUCGAGCCAUACACCUGUAUGGUGACAGGAUUGCAUGGUACCAGACGCAAGCGUCCCAACCUAGAAAAAUGCAGGAGGCCAACUCAUGGCUCCAUAUACUGGCGCCUGACACUGAUGCAGACCGCCCUCAGGAAGAGAGGGAGGACAUGGACGCGCUAGUUGCGGCUUGCAUGAUGCUGACAAGCCUGUUCUUCCAUCCCAAGGAAGGGACUGGGAUGACGUCCUGGACUUUGAGCAUCUUGAGCUUCCCCUCGCUGCGUGGUGCAAUGCAUACAUUCGGUGCGGCAACGUUGCUUGCUGGUGGAAACUCGACGACUUUGCCUGAUGCUAUCGCCGAGGGGCUGCCUCCCACACACUCUCACGACAUGGCAUCCGAUACAAAGUGUAGCGAUCUUCUUGCCGCCGUUCAAGGCCACCUGGGAGUAUUCAACGAUGGAUUGAGAACCGCCGCUACGGUAGCGACCUCACUGCCAGCAGCGAUAACGUUGCCAGUUUCAGCCAGCUUCCCCGUCCCCACCUCAACCUUCCACGAUGUGAAACAGCUCUCGAGCAAACUACCCGACAAGCAGCAACACCAAAUCAAUUGGCUGACCACGGUCACAGGCAUGUCCAUUCUACUUGCAUUGCCGGCAUUCCAGAAGAAUCUUCGCAACAGCAUCUGGCUACAAUUCUUUACCGAAGCCAAUGACCAGCACAGUCCACAGCUCGACGACCUCGACACCAAUUUGGACGAGAUAGUUUUUGAGCUGUCCCAAGAGCCGAAUGUGCCGAUCGUCCCUAGUCAAUGUGGGCUCUCGGGGCUGGUUGUACUCUCCGACGACUGGAGCGACAUUGGAACGCCUCGCAGUCAGUGGAAUAGCCUGCCCGGAUUCUCAUUCGACUGCGCACAAGUCACGGAUCCCGUAGUGGACGCACCUGGGAAAGGCUGCAGUGCUCAGGCGCUGACAAAGUUGCAGCGCCUAGUGGGUCUGCUUGCUCGUCACCCCUGCGACAGAAUGAGGAAGCAGGCUGAUCUGGUCCGACCCCUGAUGGGGUAUCUGAGCUAUGUCUUGUCCCUUAACGCCAGCGAUCUGGACAACUUUGCUCCAAUCAUCUCGUUCGCAAGUCGCCUACCGCCUGACUUCCCAGCCCUCUUCGAGUCUCAUCUUGAUGCAAUGAGCAAACCGAGGGGCGAAUCGGACGCUGGUGGUGUUUCCGGCGCUGGAUCCAGCUUUCCGAAUGACUCUUGGUACAUCUUCAACGAUGAGUCGUCGUUCGAUGCACUGGAAGGACUCUCGAAACACCCACUCGAGACCGAACGAGCAUUGAGAGUAUUGCAGCAGAAUGCUUGCACGGACUCGUAUCAAAAUGCGCCCAACUUUGGCACUCCCCGAGGUGACGAGGAACAAUUCUUCGCUGGCAUCACGCAGAAUGUCUGUCCGUACAUGCCGCUCUACGCACCACCGAAUUCGACAGCGUCAUUACGCUCGACCGGUGCCACUCCCGCUGCGAAUGAAUCAUUCGACAUGUCUGUCUUCACGGGAUGGGCAGACCAAAUUACUGGCCUACAAUAUCAACUGCCGCAGUGGCAUGCGCCACCCGUAGCUACUCAGACUGACUCCUCAACCGAGUCCGCACCAGCCACGACGACACAUACUUCUACCACAUCUACAUCAACAACCUUCCCACAUGCCUGCAACUCCCUUUGUCCAACCACGCAGUCCAAUACUUUGCCCCUUCUGAUCCUCGGCUACUGGUUCGAUUGCCUACGCCGCGUGCCUCACUGGUGGUGUGCCGAUCGUGGACGCAUUGAAUCGGACGUCAUCGAAGAUGUGCUCUUGAACGGUCUCAGCUCAAACGCAGGUGGUAGACGGCAGCCGGCCACGCAAGCAUGCCCUCAACUAGGAGGCGGUGGCCUCGAAGGACAGACCGAGAGAGUGAUGAGGGAAGCCAUUUAUGAAUUUGUGGAUUUUCGUGAGCGGAGUGCUGGUGCGUGA
This is a messenger RNA of Cyphellophora attinorum, 2235 nucleotides long. RefSeq lists its product as uncharacterized. The record is from RefSeq and is a predicted model, not a curated record. Bases 1 to 2235 code for a protein of 744 amino acids. The transcript has a single exon. Lineage: Eukaryota; Fungi; Ascomycota; Eurotiomycetes; Chaetothyriales; Cyphellophoraceae.